This is a messenger RNA of Cyprinodon tularosa, 2626 nucleotides long. It is a transcript of the gene csrnp2, whose product is annotated as cysteine-serine-rich nuclear protein 2. The record is from RefSeq and is a predicted model, not a curated record. Bases 591 to 2243 code for a protein of 550 amino acids. Gene Ontology annotation, cellular component: nucleus. The transcript is spliced from 5 exons. Gene Ontology annotation, molecular function: DNA-binding transcription factor activity, RNA polymerase II-specific; sequence-specific DNA binding. NCBI's taxonomy places the organism in Eukaryota, Metazoa, Chordata, Actinopteri, Cyprinodontiformes, Cyprinodontidae. Gene Ontology annotation, biological process: regulation of transcription by RNA polymerase II.
UUAUUUUUCUUCCAUUUUAUGUUAUUUAAAAGCGAGAAGACGACGCCCAGCCAAACGAGCCCGGUCCCAGCGAAGAAACAGCAAAAGGGGGGAGAAAAAAAGCGAUAAACGAGCACAUAUGACAGCGGAUUCCUCAAUUAUAAUCUUUUCCAGCCUAAUAUUAGGAAGCUAAAACACCCGGCUGUGUGCGUUGUUCAUACUGCACCGAAAAAUGUUAGGAGAAAACCCACCGCUAACCCAAUGACGCCCCUCUCUAUUUCUUUUUUUCUCUCGGCUGUCCUUUAAACAGAGGUAUGCCAUAUUUAAAUAAAAGCUGUAGCUCCUGUCAGGCAACUGUCGUCUUUUGGUGUGUAGAACAAUAAGCUUGCAAAACCAAGUAACCUCAUAUAGCUAGAAAGAGAAAGAAAUAAGUGUCGCAAAUUGACAAUCAGCCAGAUCACUUUGUUGCAGCGAUAUCUGGGGUUUUGCACAUAAAAAAAUCCCCCCACUGCGCGAUAAAAGAUUGAUGUGUGCAGCUUGUGUUGGAAAGAGACGACCUCCGAGGCUGUUGGAUUAAGGGCCCCUCUUUCUGCCCAAGAUAGCAGGUUUCCAUGGAGGCAGGUCCGUCCCUAAGUCUCAAAAGAAGAUAUGAAGAGGUGGACAGCAGCUCUCUGUUUUCUACACCUAAAGACUCGGACGAUGACAUCUCCAGCAGCGACAGCGCGGACAGCUGUGACAGCCUCAACCCACCUUCCAGCACCCCGUUUACUCCCACCUCCAUCCUUAGACACCACAAGCCGUCGCCAAGGGGGAAGCGGGUCCGUUUCGAUGUGGUGACGGUGUAUUACUUCCCCCGGCGGCAGGGCUUCACCAGCGUGCCCAGCCAGGGGGGGAGCUCCCUGGGCAUGGCCCGUCACCACUCUUCCAUCAGACACUACACGCUGGGAGAGUUUGCACGCGAGCAGGAAAGCAGCCACAGACAUGCUCUGCGCCAGCACCUGCGUCAGGAGAAGCUCAACGCUCGCAAGAUGAAGCUGACGAGGAAUGGCACGGUGGAGUGCGCUCAGGCAGACCUGCUUACACUGGAGGACGUAUCAGACGAGGAGCUCGAUGUGGAUGCCGUUGAGGUGGACGACUGUUUCUUCCUUCAGCCUCUGCCUACGAAGCGGCGCCGAGCCCUCCUGCGGGCCUCUGGCAUUGCACGCAUAGAUGCCCGGGAGAAAGCCGAACUCAGAGCCAUCCGCCUCUCCAGGGAGGAGUGUGGUUGUGAUUGCCGCCUGUUCUGUGACCCUCGCCACUGCGGCUGCAGCCAGGCUGGUAUUAAGUGCCAAGUGGAUCGGAUGUCUUUCCCCUGUGGCUGCUCAAGAGAUGGCUGUGGCAACAUCGCAGGCCGCAUCGAGUUUAACCCCCUCCGUGUCCGAACACACUACCUGCAUACCAUAAUGAAGCUGGAUGUGGAGAACAGGAGGUUGCCAUUACAAGGGCCUGGGGAGCCGUAUACUGAAUCUGACCCCAUGUCUUCACCCUCUUCUACAUGCCCCACAUCCCCAACCUUGUCCUCAGGCAUCGGCCUGGACUCAGAGCUGGAGGAGAGUGAGGUGCAGUCAGUGGAAGAGGUUCAUGAUCUCUUGGUGGAGCAGGAUAUUCUGGAACGAGAGAAUGAGACGGCUGUCCUGCACCUGCAGAGUGCAGAGGAGCAGGAGAGGAGGGAAAGAGAGGAGGCUGAGGGAGAGGCGGUGCAGCAGGAGCUGAGCUCCAACGGGAUCCCAGAGCAACCACUCUGCCUCCUACCUGAGCAAGCAGAAGCUACAGGUGUGGAUCAGAUCCUCUUGCAGGGACCUUUUCCUACAGGGGCUACGGUCCUGUGUAUCUCUGACACCCAGGAGGAGAGCCCCUCCGAGCUCCUCAAAGACUCCACCUCUCUGCUGUACUAUCAACUCAGCACCAUAGAGCCUGGAGCCUUUGAAACACUGCCUGCAACCGAGGAAGAAGAACAGAACGAGCCCUUGCAGAGCGCGAGUGGAUCCGAGCUUGCCGAGAAGAACCAAGAAAUAGUCGAGGAUUUCCAAGGGGACACACUUGAUGACAAUGCCAGCAGACAGAGUGUGGGCGAGUGCUUGACCAACAUGCAUUUGUGCACAGAUGACAGUGCAGCAGAGCUGGAGGAGAGGCCUGCAGCUCCUGAUAAAGCCGUCCCGAAACAGCAGAGCCAAGAUGAGUUCUGCCGGGCAAAAGAAGCAGAUCCACUGCCUCCUGAAGUUUAGCAUUAGCAUCUUUGCAGAUAUUUUGCACAAUAUCUUCAUCUAAGAUGAGUAAAAUACAUAUUUCACAUUAAUCACUGCAAUCCUCAAAGUAUACAGGUCCCUUAUAGUGACUAACAUUACAUUAUGUGCAGAAAGGUGUUAGAGUAUAAGAGAAGAGAUGCUGGAAGCACAUAAAGAUCACUCCUAAGAUGUAGUGAGAAUGCAGUUAUAUGAAGGCAACAUUGGAGGGAAUUCUGUUGGGGUGAUGAAUGCGGCCUUAUUUGGAAACCAUUAACAGCUACAGAAACAGUGAGUGUAAAUGCUGACUUAAGCCUUUUGUUUGCUUGAUGUAUAAAGCUAUUAAAGCUGAACACAAACUGUUUAUUGCGGACAAGACGCCAUGC